UAAACAUUCGGGUGACGUCGUACGUCAUCCGACUCGUACCCCUGGUCGUAUAUUCGAACCUGCCAUUCAUUGACUACCUAGUAGCUAACUGAAAUGUCUUUGCUACUUUACAAAUAAUUUAGAGUUAAAUCUAUGAAGAUUAGGAUGAAUGCGAUACAUCCAUACACUUAGGAAUGUGAUAGUAUUUAAAAUGUUCCUUGACAGAUAGCCCAAUGCUCGGAACAAAAAACUACUAGCCUAUUCCUAGCAAGGUAUUGAACUCUGGACAUCGAAUGAAGAUUAGACAACAGUGAUAAGACCCACUAAUAAGGCUUAGGUAAUCGGAGAGUAAACGAACUGCAAUUAUUAAGAGUGGUAUGCCGAUCUAAGAUAAAGCACAAUGAAAUACUGUAGCACCAGAGGACAGGAGAAGAAUCUUACCUUUGAAGAAGUUCUUUUUUCUGGGUAUGCCAAAGAUGGUGGACUUUACAUGCCAGAAUUUUUUCCUAGCAUAAGGAAUGAAGAAUUGGAGCGGUGGUCUAAGUAUUCAUACCCAGAGCUAGUUUUUGCUCUUGCUCGGAAAUUCAUUGACGAGGAGGAAAUUUCAUGUGCAGUUUUAAACGAUAUCAUCAUCAGUUCCCUAAAACGGUUUCGGAUUCCCGAAGUGGUUCGAAUAGAAAAGCUGAAAGGAGGAAUCAAUAUCAUAGAACUCUUCCAUGGCACCACGCUUGCUUUCAAAGAUUUAGCUCUCUCUGUUGUUGGUGGAUUAAUUGAUCACUACUUAAGCCAAAGGAACAAACACAUAAUUAUUCUUAUUGGCACUUCAGGUGAUACUGGAAGUGCAGCUAUUGAAGGAGUAAGAGGUCGGAAAGGAAUAGACAUAGUUGUUUUAUUGCCUGAUGGGCGCUGUAGUAUGAUCCAGGAACUACAAAUGACGACUGUCACAGAAGAUAAUGUGCACGUUUAUAAAGUGGAAGGAACUUCAGAUGACUUAGAUGAGCCAAUCAAACAAUGCUUUGGAGACCAAAAACUAGUAUCCAAGCAUAAUCUGAUCUCCAUAAAUUCAAUUAAUUGGGGACGCAUCAUGGUUCAAGUGGCGCAUUUCUUCUUCAGUUACUACCAGCUCUGUUCAAAUGUAGGGGCACCUGUAGAGAUUGUUGUCCCCACUGGAGCGGCGGGCAAUAUUACUGCUGGAUGCAUUGCAAAAAAGAUGGGAUUACCAAUCACCUUGGUAGCUACAGUGAACAAAAAUGAUAUUAUUUCAAGAGCAAUUGAUAAAGGAGACUUCUCUCUGAAUAGUUCAGUGACCCAAACCCUGGCUUCUGCCAUGGAUAUUCAGAAUCCAUACAAUGUGGAAAGGCUAAUUUACCUUUGCUGUGAUGGAGAUGUGGAAAGGACAAGACAAAUUAUGGAUGAAUUUGAAAGUAAGGAUAAGGUUUCUAUCCCUGAUGACAUUCUGCAUACAUUACAGGAACUUAUUGCUGAUUCUAUGGUUGUUAGUGACACAGCAAUAACCACAACGAUGAAGACAGUGUAUGCAGAGAACAAGUAUGUCUUAUGUCCACAUACAGCAACAGCAGUAUACUAUCACCACCAAAGAAAUUCAGAUGCAAUAAGGGGUUUCAUUGCAACAGCAUCCCCAGCAAAAUUCCCAGAGGCAGUAGCAAAGGCUGAUAUUUCUCCGAUUACGGAUGGAGUGGAGCACUUGCAAGAUCUUCCAACAAAAUUCCUUUGGAUGAGGAAAGGUGAAGACUGGCACUCUAUACUCUGUGCUAAAAUAGAAAAUAUAACCAAAAACAAAGAUAGAAAGGUAUGAUUAUGCUGGUAUUGAUUUGAGAUUGUUUAAAUGAAGCACUGUAUCAUUCUUGUGUACAAACAUCUGUGCAUAAUAAAUACUGUACAUUUAUCCAUACAUAUACAGUAUAGAAAAUGUUAUCGUUGUUCAUGAGUCAUGAUAUUUCAUAGCAAGAACAGUGUAGUACCCUAAAAAAGAGCAUUGUAUUGAGCUAAAUGUGUGAAUGUUUUUCAUGAAAAUUCUGAUAAUUGUAAAACACAUGAUUUAUUGUACUGAAUUUUUAAAGGUUAUUAAUCAAUUGAAAAUUAGUUUUUAUUAAAACUAAAGUUUAGGCUAUCAUAGGGAUAGCUCAGAGGUCAUUAUAUAUAUUUUGUAAAUUAAAUUAGGUGUUUUCUUAUGCCCUCAGAGUUCAAUAAGGCCUACAAUGAAAACUGUAGAAGAGUGACUUAUUGAUUAAAGGUUUUAUGGCAUUUAUUUGAAUUUUGAGUUACACUUUUACACUUUUUACUUCUGUCUUUUUGUACCUUUGAUAUAUUGGCUCUUCUUUCACUGGAAAAGAAGCUAAUGUAUUGUAUAUAUAUGUGAAUACUGUACUUAUCUACAUGGGUAUUAGUAUCUGUUCAGUGAACAGUAAAAACCUCCUAAGUAAAACAUGAGCCUUGGUCGGCAUUAAAUGCACAAUGCUUUUGGCUGUUUUGUUUCUGCUUGUGUUACUGUUUGAGGCAAUAAUAAAUAUAAAGACUAAUAAAUGUAGCACUGCUUUA
Molecule: messenger RNA, 2538 nt
Organism: Macrobrachium nipponense
Lineage: Eukaryota; Metazoa; Arthropoda; Malacostraca; Decapoda; Palaemonidae
Product: threonine synthase-like 2
Exons: 10
Coding region: 380-1795 (471 amino acids)
Biological process (GO): 2-oxobutyrate biosynthetic process; dephosphorylation
Molecular function (GO): pyridoxal phosphate binding
Source: RefSeq, a predicted model, not a curated record